This is a messenger RNA of Scleropages formosus (Asian bonytongue), 3331 nucleotides long. RefSeq names its product phosphofurin acidic cluster sorting protein 2 (gene pacs2). Bases 370 to 3054 code for a protein of 894 amino acids. The transcript has 25 exons. Gene Ontology annotation, biological process: protein localization to plasma membrane. Lineage: Eukaryota; Metazoa; Chordata; Actinopteri; Osteoglossiformes; Osteoglossidae. The record is from RefSeq and is a predicted model, not a curated record. Gene Ontology annotation, molecular function: transmembrane transporter binding.
GCACGCAGAGCGGCGCGAGCCGCGCGGAGACGAAGCGGGAUUUGAAGCCUUCCGAGCCGCUCGAGCUGAGCAGUGACGUGAUUUCCUGGAGCUGGCGGUGAGCGCGCGUUACUGCAGUGCUCGGGAGCCCGGAGAGUCCGUCAUGGAGAGGAGCUCGGAGACCUGAGCGUGUCGUCCUCCUCCUCCUCCUCCUCCUUCCCCCCUCCCGCGCGCGCACCGCAGUAACACUCAGCGUAGGCUUUAACACAACACCCGUUUCAGUCACGGGAUACAUUUAUUCACGCAUUUGGUCCGCACGGCUCUACGUGUCGUUAGCAGCAGCAGCAGAAGCAGCAGCAGCAGCAGCAGCAGAAGCAGAAGAAGCCCACCAUGGCGGAGCGCAGCGGCCGGCUCAGCUUCCCCGGCAGCGGGGCGCUCAACAGACCUGUUCCGAUGAACCUGUUCGCCACUUGGGAGAUCGACGGCUCGUCUCCGAGCUGCAUCCCACGGUUGUGCAGUCUUACUCUGAAGAAGCUUGUGGUGAUGAGGGAGUUGGACAAAGAGCUCAUCUCUGUUGUCAUUGCUGUCAAGAUCCAGGGCUCUAAAAGGAUCCUAAGGUCUCAUGAAAUAGUGCUGCCCCCAAGUGGGGUUGUGGAGACUGACCUCGCUUUGACCUUCUCACUACAGUACCCACACUUUCUGAAGCGCGAGGGAAACAAACUGCAGAUCAUGCUACAGAGACGGAAAAGGUACAAGAACCGGACAAUUCUAGGCUACAAGACCUUGGCAUUGGGCACGAUUGACAUGGCGGAGGUGAUGCAGCACCCCACAGAAGGGGGGCAGGUGCUUUCUUUGUGCAGCAACCAAAAGGACAUGCUGGGGAAGGUGGCUGAGAUCUGGAUUUUCUCUUUAUCCAGCCAGCCUAUUGACCACGAAGAUGCUGCGCUUCAGGAUGGUCAAAAGAUAAAAUGCACAGAUAACUACUCGGAGGAGGAGUAUGAGAGCUUCUCGUCGGAACAGGAAGCCAGCGAUGAUGCAGUACAGGGACAAGAUCUGGAAGAUGAUGAGUAUGAUGUGAGGAAGCCCAAGAAGCAGAGGAGGUCCAUCGUGAGAACAACAUCCAUCACUAGGCAGCAAAACUUUAAGCAGCGGGUUGUAGCUCUUUUGAAGAGGUUCAGAGUUUCAGAUGAGGUGCUGGAUUCUGAGCAGGACCCAGCUGAGCCUCCGCCGGAGGUAGAGGAGGACAUUGAUUUGGAGAGCCUGGAGUUUGAAAACCCCAGUGACAGCUGUCCAGAGCUGGAUGAUGAUGACAGUGUCCUCAGCACCCCAAAACCACAACUUAAGCCAUACUUCGAGGGCCUUUCCCUCUCUAGUUCCCAGACGGAGAUAGGCAGCAUUCACAGCACACGCAGCCAACGUGAGCCCCCGAGUCCUCUGGAUCCUGACAAGGCAAAAAUCGCAGCCACCAAAUUUCAAGUGGACGACGCCUCUGAUAAUGCACCCUUUCAACACCCGGAGGCUGUGACUCCCACCACUGAACUAGAGAUGGACAAUAUGGACACGUUCUUAGAAAAACUACCCCCUACUGGCAAGAUGACCAAAACAGAGUCGCUCAUCAUCCCUUCCAACAGACAGGAGCCCAAGAUAGCCGGCCGAAGGGGUAGAAGCACUUCGCUCAAAGAGCGACAGCCAAGCAGGCCGCAAAACGAGAGGGCCAACAGCCUGGACAACGAGCGUUCCCUGGACACACGCUGCCACCUACAGAUUCCUAGGAAAACAGUGUAUGACCAGCUCAACCACAUCCUGGUUUCUGAUGACCAUCUCCCAGAGAGCAUAAUACUCAUCAAUACAUCGGAUUGGCAAGGGCAGUACAUGUCCGACAUUCUCCAGAACCACCACCUUCCAGUUGUCUGCACCUGCACUACCGCUGACAUCCAGGCUGCUUUUAACACAAUUGUGUCACGCAUACAGAGAUUCUGUAACUGUAACUCCCAGACACCUGUCCCCAUCAAAAUUGCAGUGGCUGGGGCGCAGCACUAUCUCAGUGCUGUCCUACGGCUUUUCGUGGAUCACCUGUCCCACAAGACCCCCGACUGGCUUGGCUACAUGCGCUUUCUUAUCAUCCCACUUGGUUCUCAUGCUGUCUCAAAGUAUCUGGGCUCCAUAGAUCACCGCUACAAUAGCUUGUUCCAAGAUGCAGCCUGGAAAGACCUCUUCCACAAACCAGAGGCCCCAGUUGUGGUGCAGGAUAGCCCGGACGUGGUGUCCAGGGUGACACAGUACAUGGUGGGUGCCAACGGAGCCCACCAGCUGCCCAUCGCUGAGGCCAUGCUCACCUACAAGCAAAAAAGGAAAAAGAGCUUUCAUUUUGAUUUUGCCGUAAGCCCAGAUGAAGACUCCUGCCAAAAGUUCAUUCCUUUUAUUGGGGUAGUUAAAGUGGGCAUCGUGGAGCAGUCUUCUACAACAUCCGGAGACUCUGAUGAUGCAGCACCAGCUGGGUUGGGCCUUCUCUCUUCUACCCCCCCACAGGUUUCCCCUGCUCUAAAGGAAGCAUCUCCAACUCCGCCUUCAUCACCUUCCGUCAACACUACCUUCUGUGCAUACAGUAGCAGUUCCCCCAGCGGAGGACAGGGAGGGGAGCUCAUGGGUCUGCAGGUGGAUUACUGGGUGGCUCCCUCAGACAGGAAGAGGGACAUGGAAAAGAGGGACUCAUCCACCAAGAACACUCUGAAGUGCACCUUCCGCUCCCUUCAGGUCAGCCGGUUGCCCCUAAGUGGGGCAGAGUACAGCCCUCAGCCCACCAUGUCCAUGACCGUGGUGACCAAGGAGAAGAACAAGAAGGUCAUGUUCUUGCCAAAGAAGACUAAAGACAAGGAAGUGGAGUCUAAAAGCCAAGUGAUCGAAGGGAUCAGCCGAUUAAUUUGCACCGCCAAGCAUCAGCAGACAAUGCUUAAAGUGCUUAUUGAUGGCAUGGAGUGGAAUGACGUAAAGUUCUUCCAGCUGGCUGCACAGUGGUCCUCUCACGUCAAGCACUUCCCCAUUGGCAUUUUUGGACACACAAAAGGGCCUUAUUAGCCGCUCUUGGGGGUCUUAUCUGGAACUGCAGAGAGCUCCCCAUGUGCCAACAGCCUUUAGUCUCACCAUAGCCUACCUCCUUUGGCCUGACCGCUCGUCCUGCUCUUUUAAUUUAAUACUGUGUUUCCCCUGCUGUUGUUUUAUUUUUUUAAUGUGUUUGUUUGUUUUUAACUUUUGUAAGACUGUAAAGAGGCAUGGCUGCCGAUGGGAGACGAUUUUCUUUUUCUAAUUUUCCCUCAUGCUUUUUAAAUAUUUCCUGCUGACUUUUUAUAGACUU